This is a messenger RNA of Microthlaspi erraticum, 864 nucleotides long. The record is from the annotation of a GenBank genome assembly. Lineage: Eukaryota; Viridiplantae; Streptophyta; Magnoliopsida; Brassicales; Brassicaceae.
AUGGCAGAGAAAGAUGCGAUGGCGAGAAGCGACGGUGGAAAUGGCGGUGCGAUUAGGGUUAGCGGAAUGCAGUUCUCGUACGAAUUUCAAGAUCCUGUAUUCUUCGAUUUCAACCUCGAUCUACCCGCCGGAUCUCGUUGCCUCUUGGUUGGUGCCAAUGGAUCUGGCAAGACAACUUUAUUGAAGAUUUUGGCUGGAAAACAUAUGGUUGGAGGGAAGAACGUUGUGCAAGUGUUGGAUCGCUCAGCUUUUCAUGAUACAGAGCUUGUUUGUAGUGGUGACUUGUCUUACCUCGGAGGUUCAUGGAGUAAAACCGCUGGUUCUGCUGGUGACAUUCCUCUUCAGGGAGAUUUCUCAGCAGAACAUAUGAUUUUUGGAGUUGAAGGGAUUGAUCCUGAGAGAAGAGAGAAGCUGAUCGAUCUUCUUGAUAUCAAUCUUCAGUGGCGUAUGCACAAGGUUUCUGAUGGGCAGAGACGUCGAGUGCAAAUAUGCAUGGGUCUUUUACAUCCAUUCAAGGUAUUAUUACUGGAUGAGGUUACUGUGGACCUCGACGUUGUUGCUAGGAUGGAUUUGUUGGAAUUCUUCAAAGAAGAAUGUGAACAGAGAGGAGCAACAAUUGUAUAUGCAACUCAUAUAUUCGACGGACUAGAGACAUGGGCUAGUCAUCUGGCGUACAUUCACGGCGGUGAGCUGAAACUCUCGGCCAAGCUGGACGAUGUCAAGGAACUGAAAACCUCACCUAAUCUGCUCUCUGUGGUUGAAUCUUGGCUUCGUUCUGAAACCAAAGUUGAGAAGAAAACUAAGAAGAAACCUCUUGUUAACUCUCCGUUUAUGUCGUCUCGACAAAUGGCUUAUUACCGAUGA